Messenger RNA from Mytilinidion resinicola, 1251 nucleotides. RefSeq names its product alpha/beta-hydrolase. Gene Ontology annotation, molecular function: 1-alkyl-2-acetylglycerophosphocholine esterase activity. Lineage: Eukaryota; Fungi; Ascomycota; Dothideomycetes; Mytilinidiales; Mytilinidiaceae. The record is from RefSeq and is a predicted model, not a curated record. Bases 32 to 1159 code for a protein of 375 amino acids. The transcript has a single exon.
AUAGGCCCUCAAUUGCGCACUCUCCACCACGAUGAAGCUCUCCGCACUUCUCCCGCUCCUCCCUGCCGUUGUUGCGAUCCCCUUCCCUCCUCCAACGGGCCCCUACGGCGUGGGCAUCACACAGCACGUCUUCAACCACACGACGCCCAACGACCCCGUCGCCUUCGCGGUAAAGCCGUCAAACGGUACUGGCCACCUCCUCACGACCAUCUACUACCCGACCCUACAGCUGCCCACCCCGCUGAACACCACCGCGCCCUACCUCGACCCCACGACCGCCUCUGUAUGGGGCGACCCGCUCCUCUUCUCGAAAGGCGCCCUCGAAACCCUCACAACGUGGACGCAAUGGCAGGCGCCCACCCUGAAAUCCUCCACCGGCCUGCCCACCGUCAUCUUCAGCCCCGGCGGCGGCGAGAACGCCGUAAUGUACAGCUACCUGACGACCGCCCUCGCGUCGAACGGCUACACGGUGCUGGCGCUAGACCACCCAGGCGAGGCGCCGUACGUGCAGUUCCCAUACGGCGGCGAUGGAUACUACGGGAUCGAUAUCACGGCGACCUGGAACCGCACUCUCAUGACCGACGUCUACAAGAUGCGUAUCUCGGACGCGCAGGCGAUAAUCCACAAACUCUUCCCGCCGCUCGUCGAGAGCUACAAAGCGCCCUUCAACACGACGCAUUUCGUCAUGAUAGGCCACUCGAUUGGCGGUGCUGCCGCAGCGGGCGCAAUGGAGCUCGAGCCCUCCAUCAUCGGCGGCGUCAACCUGGAUGGCGGCUUCUUCCCCGAAGUCUCGCUGCCGGACGUCAAGCGGCCGUUCUUGCUAAUGGCGGGCAGCGAGCACACGCCCGCGAUUGACCCGACUUGGUCGCCGUUUUCCAAGAAUCAGAGUGGGUAUUGGCAGUGGGUUAAUAUCACCGGGACGGCGCAUCAGGACUACAGCGAUUUGGCGGAUUGGGUCGAUCUGCUGGAUAUGCGGAAUAAGACCGCGAUUCCAGGCAGCUUUGGUACGAUAUGGGCGCCGCGGAUGGACUUUUUGGUCAGCACGUUUGUGGAGGCGUUGUUGGAUUUGGUGCUGGGUGUGAGGCAGCAUGUGCUCGAUGGCCCCAGUUCGAAGUACCCAGAGGUAGUCUUUGUGAACGAGAGCAGGAAGGGUUAUUGAUAUCCGGUAUCUCGUACAUAGUAGGUGCGUAGUUGAAAAGCGCCAUUAGGUGUUCUAUUCUUUCAGACCAGGGAUUCUGGUCACGUGCUCUC